UUUAGCAACUCUGCGUUUCUUUCUCUCUCUCUAGUCACUUGUUGUUCUUACUCAAAGUGUUCAUCUCUCUUUCACCGGUGGAUUUCUCGACAAAGAUUCUAACUUUGAGAGAGAUUUUUCGGUUGUAGAUGCAGAUUCAGAGCGUAUCAUCUCUCGAGAAAGGAUCAAUGUCUCAUGAAAUAAGCUAGACUCUGUUUCUGUUUUCUUCUUCUUCGAUCUCAAUUUCUUCUUCUUCGAGCUAGGGGUUGUUUAUGUUUGGGAAAGGAAUGGGCACUAGGCAGUAUUCACUGGGAGAAGUAGGGCCACCAAUAAAUCCGAGAGCUGGAUUGCGAAGGGAACAAGCUGGUAGAGGUUCAUACAGAGGUAGUUAGUAGAUUCGUAGCUCAUCUGUAGGCAAAAAGGGUUUCCUUUUAGGUGGCAAGACUGUUUAUUUUCAGACACAGAGACUGAUUAAGAAUUCAAGGGAGAGUUCUUGUCGGGGGACUAUUUUAAGUUUUAAAAAGGGGUGUUUUUUAGUGGUGAAGGGGAAGGUUUAGAUGGGUUAUACCUUGCAACAGAUACUGAGGAGCAUCUGCUCCAACACGGAUUGGAACUACGCCGUGUUCUGGAAACUUAAUCACCACUCGCCAAUGGUUCUUACUUUGGAGGAUGUGUACUGUGUUAAUCAUGAGCGCGGUUUGAUGCCGGAAAGCUUGCAUGGAGGGCGCCAUGCUCAUGACCCUCUUGGGUUAGCUGUGGCUAAGAUGUCAUAUCAUGUACACUCUCUUGGGGAAGGGAUUGUAGGACAAGUAGCAAUCUCUGGACAACAUCAAUGGAUCUUCUCUGAAUAUUUGAAUGACUCUCAUUCGACACUUCAGGUUCACAACGGUUGGGAGAGUCAAAUUUCUGCUGGAAUUAAGACAAUUCUUAUAGUAGCUGUUGGUUCUUGCGGAGUUGUGCAGCUUGGCUCUUUGUGUAAAGUUGAAGAAGACCCGGCUUUGGUGACUCAUAUCAGGCAUUUAUUUUUGGCACUUACGGAUCCACUAGCAGACCAUGCAUCAAAUUUAAUGCAAUGUGAUAUUAACAGUCCAUCGGAUCGGCCAAAAAUACCUUCCAAAUGCUUACAUGAGGCAUCCCCUGAUUUCUCAGGAGAAUUUGACAAAGCUAUGGAUAUGGAAGGGUUAAAUAUUGUAUCUCAAAACACAAGUAAUAGAAGUAACGACCUUCCAUACAAUUUCACUCCAACAUAUUUUCACAUGGAGAGGACUGCUCAAGUAAUUGGUGGGCUUGAAGCAGUCCAACCUUCCAUGUUUGGAAGCAAUGAUUGUGUUACAAGUGGUUUUUCAGUUGGUGUGGUUGAUACUAAACACAAGAAUCAAGUGGAUAUAAGUGAUAUGAGUAAGGUGAUUUAUGAUGAGGAAACAGGUGGAUACCGAUACUCAAGAGAAUUAGAUCCCAAUUUCCAACACUACUCGAGGAAUCAUGUGCGUAAUAGUGGAGGCACAUCUGCUUUAGCUAUGGAGAGUGAUAGGCUAAAAGCAGGUUCAUCAUAUCCACAACUUGAUUCAACUGUACUUACUGCGUUGAAAACAGAUAAAGAUUAUUCUCGUCGAAAUGAGGUUUUCCAACCAUCUGAGAGCCAAGGAAGUAUAUUUGUGAAAGAUACAGAACAUAGGCAGGAGGAAAAAAGUGAGUCAAGUCAGUUGGAUGCUUUAACUGCAUCUUUGUGUUCUUUUUCUGGCAGUGAGCUGUUAGAGGCAUUAGGGCCAGCGUUCAGUAAAACAAGCACUGAUUAUGGGGAGCUAGCAAAGUUUGAAUCUGCUGCAGCUAUAAGACGAACAAAUGAUAUGAGCCAUAGUCACCUGACAUUUGAAUCCAGCUCCGAGAAUCUUCUAGAUGCCGUUGUUGCUAGUAUGAGUAAUGGUGAUGGUAAUGUCAGGCGUGAAAUAUCUUCAAGCAGGUCAACACAGUCAUUGCUUACAACUGCUGAAAUGGCACAGGCAGAACCUUUUGGUCAUAAUAAGCAAAAUAUUGUUAGCACAGUUGAUAGUGUGAUUAGCCAGCCGCCUCUAGCAGAUGGGCUUAUCCAACAGAAUCCAUCAAAUAUCUGCGGAGCAUUUUCUUCCAUUGGGUUUUCAUCAACAUGUCUCAGUUCAUCCAGCGACCAGUUUCCGACGUCCCUGGAAAUUCCCAAGAAGAACAAAAAGAGAGCUAAACCUGGUGAAAGUUCUCGGCCUCGUCCAAGGGACAGGCAACUUAUUCAGGAUCGUAUCAAAGAACUAAGGGAGCUUGUGCCUAAUGGAUCUAAGUGCAGUAUUGAUUCCUUGCUAGAGUGCACGAUCAAGCACAUGCUCUUCCUGCAGAGUGUCUCUCAGCAUGCUGACAAGCUCACUAAAAGUGCAAGUUCAAAGUUACAGAUGCAACACAAGGAUACCGGCACCCUAGGAAUAUCAAGCACUGAACAAGGUUCGAGCUGGGCAGUGGAGAUUGGAGGCCAUCUGCAAGUGUGCUCAAUCAUGGUGGAGAAUCUGGACAAAGAAGGAGUGAUGCUUAUUGAGAUGCUAUGCGAAGAAUGUAGCCACUUUCUCGAGAUAGCGAACGUGAUAAGGAGCUUGGAACUCAUCAUCCUCAGAGGCACCACUGAGAAACAAGGCGAGAAAACAUGGAUAUGUUUUGUAGUGGAGGGACAAAACAACAAAGUAAUGCACAGGAUGGACAUCCUGUGGUCUCUUGUGCAAAUAUUUCAACCCAAGGCUACAAACAGGUAGCAACAACGAAACCCGUCACAUCAUGCAGACUCGGCUUCAUGUAUCAACAACUACAAGGAUUGAAAAGCAUGAUGAGAACAGAGAAGAAAACGCUGUGUAUGUUUAUAGUGUUUGUGUGUGUGUGAUACUAUUAUCUUGGAAUAGGUAUAAAAAGUCUAAAGGUGUGCCAUUUUUGUUUGGAAUUGUUAUCAUGAACACUUCUCAGAUUGAUUAAUGCCACAAUAUAGCAACAUUCAGUA
This is a messenger RNA of Arabidopsis thaliana (thale cress), 2986 nucleotides long. Its product is annotated as basic helix loop helix (bHLH) DNA-binding superfamily protein. Lineage: Eukaryota; Viridiplantae; Streptophyta; Magnoliopsida; Brassicales; Brassicaceae. Gene Ontology annotation, cellular component: nucleus. The coding region runs from base 537 to 2747 and encodes 736 amino acids. Gene Ontology annotation, molecular function: protein dimerization activity; DNA-binding transcription factor activity. Gene Ontology annotation, biological process: regulation of DNA-templated transcription. The transcript has 11 exons. The record is from RefSeq and is marked reviewed.